This is a messenger RNA of Penicillium verhagenii, 3900 nucleotides long. RefSeq lists its product as uncharacterized. The coding region runs from base 1 to 3900 and encodes 1299 amino acids. Gene Ontology annotation, molecular function: 5-oxoprolinase (ATP-hydrolyzing) activity. NCBI's taxonomy places the organism in Eukaryota, Fungi, Ascomycota, Eurotiomycetes, Eurotiales, Aspergillaceae. Gene Ontology annotation, biological process: glutathione metabolic process. Gene Ontology annotation, cellular component: cytosol. The transcript is spliced from 3 exons. The record is from RefSeq and is a predicted model, not a curated record.
AUGGCUGAAGCUGGAAUUCGCAUUGCCAUCGACAGAGGCGGCACUUUCACCGACGCCUGGGCUCAAAUUCCAGGUCAUUCAUCAGACUUGAUCUUCAAAGUUCUCUCUGAGUCCCCAAGUGAAUAUGAAGAUGCCCCGACAGAAUGUAUCCGCCAGAUUUUGGAGACAGCAAGUGGGUCACCUAUACCUCGAGGAACUCUCCUAGAUUUGACUCCCGUGGAGUCCAUUCGAAUGGGCACUACCGUUGCCACGAAUGCACUUCUCGAACGCAAAGGCGAUCGCAUCGCAUUGCUGACCACCAAGGGAUUCCGCGACCUGCUCAAAAUCGGAAACCAAGCGCGACCUAAUAUUUUUGAUUUAUCGGUUCAAAGACUUCGCCAAUUAUACGAAAAGGUCGUCGAAGUUGACGAACGUGUCACUAUUGAAGGGUUUUCAGAAGAUCCUAAUCCAAAGGCAAUCGAUGUUGAUGCCGAUGAGAACUUGUGUUUGGGAUUGACCGGGGAAAUCGUUCGUGUGCUGCGCACUCCAAAUUUGGAUACAGUUCGAAAAGACUUGUUGGUUCUUUGGGACCAAGGAUUCCGCUCUGUCGCUAUUGCGCUCAUGCACUCAUAUACCUACCAAAAACACGAAGUUGCGGUUGCAGAGGUUGCAAGGGAGCUUGGCUUCAAAGUUGCCGUGUCGUAUGAGCUUCAGACUAUGGCAAAGCUAGUUCCUCGAAGUCAGUCGGCUGUUGCGGAUGCCUAUUUGUCUCCUGUGACGGAGAAGUAUUUAGAAGGGUUUAGAAAGGGAUUUGAAGGUGAGCUAAGAGACGAACAUGCGAAGAAAGUCUUUGUAAACCAAUCUGAUGGUGGUUUGACUUCAAUUGCAAAUUUCUCUGGCCUUCGCGGAGUCCUGAGUGGGCCUGCUGGUGGAGUUGUCGGCAUGUCAAGGACAUGUUACGAUGCCGAUGAUGGAACGCCAGUUCUGGCAUUCGAUAUGGGUGGUACAAGUACGGAUGUUGCCCGAUAUGCAGGUGCUUUAGAGCAUAUAUUCGAGAGCACUAUCGCACAGGUUACGAUUCAGACACCACAGCUUGACAUCAACACCGUGGCUGCUGGUGGUGGCUCCAUGCUGUUUUGGGAGAAUGGUCUGUUUAAAGUUGGCCCCCACAGCGCAGGAGCCCACCCAGGUCCAGCAUGCUAUGGGCGAGGUGGUCCACUAACGGUGACCGAUGCCAAUCUGUUUCUGGGCAGGAUCAUUCCAGACUAUUUCCCCCGCCCAUUGGACCUUGAGGUGGUAAAACAGAAAAUGAUUGCUUUAACAGCAGUAAUCAAUUCUGAAAAGGAUGGGUCAUCCCAGCUCACCCCGGAAGAAGUUGCUGUCGGAUUUAUUUCUAUCGCGAACGCAACCAUGACUCGACCUAUUCGAACAUUGAGUGAAGGUCGGGGCUUCGAAACGGCAGCACACAACCUUUGCUGCUUUGGCGGUGCCGGUGGACAACAUGCUGUCGCUAUUGCAAGGGAUCUGGGAAUACAGAGAGCUUUGAUCCCGCGAUAUUCUAGCAUUUUGUCUGCUUAUGGUAUGGCGCUCGCAGAUGUGGUUGUCGAGAACCAAGAGCCGGAGGCAACAUCCUAUGCCAUCGAAAACCUCCCCAGGUUGGAAGCGCGUUUUGAAAGAUUGAAAUCUGCGGGUGUUGCUGGGCUUAUUUCUCAGGGAUUUUCGGAGUCUCAGAUCGCACAUGAAUUGUUUUUGAACAUGCGGUAUCAGGGCAGCGAUACAGCUUUGAUGAUUCCCGAUCCUGGAACUUUCUCAGCCUUCGGUGAUGCAUUUUCUGCGCGUCAUCAACAGCAAUUCGGCUUUACUCAACCAAGAGAAAUUUUGAUUGACGAUGUCCGUGUUAGAAGCACUGGCAAGGGAAUGGAAGUUUCUCUUUCUAGCCCAGUGGCCGAGCUGAAGAAACUCUCUAACUCGCCCCCAGCAACAUCGACAAGCCCAGAGAAAAAUAUCAAAGUUUAUUUUGAGCAGGCUAGCUGGCUGGAGAUUGGACUCUAUUCUCUCAAGGACCUCAGGACCGGCACCCGCAUCGAUGGGCCCGCCAUGGUAAUUGACAAAACACAGACAAUUAUUGUAGAUCCUGCAAGCGCAGCAAUGAUUUUGCCAGAGCACGUCGUGAUAGAAAUCACAGGAACAGCCAAGCCCGAGAUUACAACGAGUGUUGUUGAUCCAGUACAGCUCAGUGUGUUUGGACAUCGUUUCAUGAGCGUGGCCGAGCAAAUGGGUCACACUAUGCAAAAGACGUCCAUUUCCGUGAAUAUCAAAGAGCGGCUUGACUAUUCCUGUGCUGUUUUCUCUGGAGAUGGUAGCUUGGUUGCCAAUGCCCCUCAUAUUCCAGGCCACUUGGGCUCAAUGAGUUAUGCGAUCGCAUACCAGGCACGUCUAUACAAACCUGGUGAAUUGAAGCCCGGUGACGUGCUUUUGAGCAAUCACCCAUGCUCAGGAGGUACCCACCUUCCCGAUCUAACGAUAACAACACCCGUGUUUGACAGCGAUGAAAAUCCAACAAAGAUAUUGUUUUUCGUGGCCAAUCGAGGCCAUCAUGCAGACAUUGGCGGGAUCCAGCCUGGUUCCAUGCCUCCAAACUCGACGGAGUUAUGGCAAGAAGGUGCAGCUGUAGAAUCAUUCAAGAUCGUCAAAGAAGGGGAGUUUGACGAAUCGGGGCUGAUUGAGGUUCUGGUGGACAUUCCAGCAUCUUAUCCUGGGUCAAGUGGUACACGGACACUGAGAGACAAUAUCGCGGACUUGAAGGCUGCAAUUGCCUCCAAUAAUAAGGGGAUUCAAUUGAUCCGAUCUUUAAUCCAGGAAUACACUUGGCCUGUGGUGGAAUUCUACAUGAAAUCCAUCCAGGACAAUGCCAGUCAGUCAACUCGUGAACUACUCAAGGUGAUUGCCCAAAAGUUCGAAGGUCAGCCGCUUCAGGCUGUGGAUUAUAUCGAUGAUGGAACCCCCUUGGCGCUUAAAAUCACCAUCGACCAAAAGAGCGGUGAUGCAGAAUUCGAUUUUACAGGCACCGGGCCAGAACAUUUUGGAAACUUGAAUUGUCCACCCGCAAUCAUGUAUUCGGGCAUCAUGUAUUGUCUCCGAUCGAUGAUAUCCUCCGAUAUCCCUUUGAACCAGGGCUGCCUGCAGCCCAUUAGACUCAUUUGUCCCCCUAACACCCUACUGUCACCGUCUCUCAAAGCCGCAACGGUCGGGUCAAACGUCGAGACCUCUCAACGCAUCGUCGACCUGAUUUUCAAGGCUUUCCGUGCGGCCGCUGCGUCACAGGGGACCUGCAACAACCUGACCUUCGGGUACGGUGGCCGAGACCCAGAAACAGGUGAAGUGAUCAAGGGAUUUGGGUACUAUGAAACCAUCGCUGGCGGAUCCGGAGCCGGUGCCGACUGGGACGGUGAAAGUGGAGUGCAUACCCACAUAACCAACACUCGCAUCUCCGAUCCCGAAAUUUUUGAAAGGCGUUACCCUGUCAUCCUUCACGAGUUCUCAAUCCGAGAAGGCAGCGGUGGAGCCGGACGCCACCGUGGUGGAGAUGGGUGUACCCGUGACAUUGAAUUUCGAUUGCCAAUGCAGGUUUCUAUUCUCUCUGAGAGACGCGUGAUCCCCCCCUAUGGCAUGGCCGGUGGCGAUGACGGUGGACGUGGGGUGAAUUUGUGGCUGAGGAAGUAUCCUGAUGGUACAAGUCGGCUUAUUAGUCUCGGUGGGAAAGCGACGACGCAUAUGAAUGCUGGUGAUCAUAUCAUUGUUCACACACCUGGUGGUGGCGGGUAUGGGAGAGACCCACAAAAGAGAGAAGAGGUGUUUACGGAUGUUUUCAAGAUCCACGAAAAGUUUGUACCAAGCUCUUCUUUACUUCGGUCACAUUGA